UCCAUAGCUUGGCGUUACCUCUUCCUCCGAGCUCGUCAACAUUCCAACCUUCUUCGAAAGCCACGUGCUACCCGAACUACAAAAUCCUGCGGUGGAUCAGCUGCCGGUGAUCAAGGCCGACUGCCUGCGUUACACCAUCACCUUCCGCGGUCUCCUGCCCUCCGCCACCAUACCCGUCCUGGUGAAUCUAGUGCCAAACUUCCUAGCCGCGGCCUCGCCCGUGGUGCACAACUACGCCGCUGUGCUGCUGGAGAAGCUGCUUCUCAUGACUCUGCCUGACCAACCCAUGGACAUAUCUGCCCCGGAGCUGUUGAUUCAACGCCUGUUAGAGACUCUGUCGCGUCAGUGUUCGCUUGAGAGCGUCUACCUUAUGCGGGCCCUGCUUCGUGCAUGCGCCUGUCUCGAGGAGCGUUGCCUGCCCUCGAUGAACGCUCUGGUCCCACAUCUCGUAAACCGACUGAGUCAAGUUGUGAAGGUACUUUCCCUUGUUUGUCCUAAACCAAGAGUUACCCUUAUCGGUCAUCGAGCCUAG
Messenger RNA from Dibothriocephalus latus, 532 nucleotides. The record is from the annotation of a GenBank genome assembly. NCBI's taxonomy places the organism in Eukaryota, Metazoa, Platyhelminthes, Cestoda, Diphyllobothriidea, Diphyllobothriidae.